CGACCCUCUCGCCUUUUCUUCUGUUCUCACGCGGAAGAGAAGGCGAAGAGGCGACCUGUCUCGCUCCUUUCAAUCUUUCGGCCCCCCCUCCGCCUACCGCCCCGUCAAGAUCUACAGGGGACGAUGGGGCUCACGUUUGGGAAGCUUUUUAGCCGCUUGUUUGCGAAGAAGGAGAUGAGGAUUCUGAUGGUCGGGCUUGAUGCUGCCGGUAAGACCACCAUCCUUUACAAGCUCAAGCUCGGAGAGAUCGUCACCACCAUUCCCACCAUCGGAUUCAAUGUGGAGACUGUCGAGUACAAAAACAUUAGCUUCACCGUAUGGGAUGUUGGUGGUCAGGAUAAGAUCAGACCACUAUGGAGGCAUUACUUCCAGAACACGCAAGGCCUUAUUUUUGUUGUUGACAGCAAUGACCGAGAUCGUAUUGUUGAGGCCAGGGAUGAACUCCACAGGAUGCUGAAUGAGGAUGAGUUAAGGGAUGCUGUCUUGCUUGUGUUUGCGAACAAACAAGACCUUCCAAAUGCAAUGAAUGCUGCUGAAAUCACUGAUAAGCUUGGUCUGCAUUCCUUGCGCCAGCGACACUGGUAUAUCCAGAGCACUUGUGCUACAUCUGGUGAGGGCUUGUACGAGGGACUUGAUUGGCUCUCCAGUAACAUAGCCAGCAAGUGACCAAAGUUGCUCAACGGCCCUCAACAGCAGACAAAAUUUGGCAUUUCAGUGUUGGAUGCUUUGGUGAAUCGUUACCAAGACAACAAAAUUUGAAGGUUCCACUGGUUACCAAAACUUUAAAGAUAUCGGCUGCCUCAGACCUUUUAUACUUUUAUCUAUCUACUCCUUUUUCUGGAUAUAUCUAGGAUGAUGAUACUCUUGUCAUAUAUUUCUCACACCACUGGGUGCCCAUUAUGUCAUCUGAUAUUUCUUACUUAAAACUGGAUGUGCAUGAAAGUGACAUUUUGAGUAAUUUGACCAGCUCUUUUGAUA
Musa acuminata subsp. malaccensis (wild Malaysian banana) is the source of this 978-nucleotide messenger RNA. RefSeq names its product ADP-ribosylation factor 1-like. Lineage: Eukaryota; Viridiplantae; Streptophyta; Magnoliopsida; Zingiberales; Musaceae. Gene Ontology annotation, molecular function: GTPase activity; GTP binding. Gene Ontology annotation, cellular component: cytoplasm. Gene Ontology annotation, biological process: vesicle-mediated transport; intracellular protein transport. The record is from RefSeq and is a predicted model, not a curated record.